Molecule: messenger RNA, 1088 nt
Organism: Vollenhovia emeryi
Lineage: Eukaryota; Metazoa; Arthropoda; Insecta; Hymenoptera; Formicidae
Exons: 2
Source: RefSeq, a predicted model, not a curated record
AAAAAAUUUUUGCACAGUUCCGGCAGUUCUGUUGAGAGUUCCCGGUAGCCCCCGCAGAGUUCUAUCGAAAAUCCUAAUGGCAAAAGUCUGUGUGAUUAAUACUUUCGACUUUCCACGUGAAGAUAGAUCCACUCCACACCUUACACGGUUUGGGAAAGGUUUGAUCUAUUGAUUAUGAAGGGACGGUUAUAAAGCUGAGGUGGAGACCUUGACAAAAUAUGUCAAGGUCAAGGUUAUUUGCGGGUGGCUGACCUAAUCUAAAUAUUUACCAUAUUAUACUGUAAAGCUGUUUAUUUCAUAAAUAUGGUGCCUUCUCCAAUUCCUUUUAAUAAGUAAAAAAAAAUCAGAUCUCUUUCUGCAGAAAGUGUGAUCUUUUCCGCUCUGUGGGAAGAGCUGAUUUAAAACGAUGUCUGGAUUACAUAGCGGAUCAAAGGCAGAUUGCACUUUAUAUAACAUCAUUGGUUAUAUAAAGUAUAACUUCCAUAAUGCGAAAAAAUCGGUCUAUAACUAACAAUAAGAUAAAGUCGUUCGGUUUGCGACGCAGUAUAGUAACAUAUGUAAUUAUUGAAAAUAUAAGACGAAUCUAAUGGCGUCAGAUUCUUGCGAUGUCGAGAUCAAGAAACAAUAUGCCAACAAUCCAAAUGCUCAAUCUGAAGUAUCCCAGAGUUAUUCCACGAAACUGAAGAGCUGCAAAAGUGUUCAAGACGAACAGAUAUAUGACGAUGACGAGAAAAAUAUCAAAAUUCGUCAAAUUGUUAAGUAUCUAAAUGAUAUGUCCUACACACAGUCAUUCUUUCAAGACUUUUCAAGAUUAUCCUUCACAAAGACGGAAUCCAGAAAAGUCGUGGAACAUGAAAUCAAUGAAAGUGGGAACGAAAGAAGGGAUCAUAAUAAAUCCAUUAGUGAUGGGAAGAUGUCACGACUACUAAAGGAAGGCAUCACAACAGUUUUUGAAAAUGUCUACAACUACAAUAAGUCCCAAAAAGAAAAGCCAGAUAUAUGUACAUACAUACAUGUAGUAAACCAACAGAUUGACAUAAUAAAACUUAAAGAUGAAACAAUUAAAUACAUUUUGUUUAAGGAGGGUG